This is a messenger RNA of Hypomesus transpacificus, 1675 nucleotides long. RefSeq names its product F-box/LRR-repeat protein 12-like. Gene Ontology annotation, cellular component: SCF ubiquitin ligase complex. The coding region runs from base 39 to 1250 and encodes 403 amino acids. The record is from RefSeq and is a predicted model, not a curated record. The transcript is spliced from 3 exons. Gene Ontology annotation, biological process: SCF-dependent proteasomal ubiquitin-dependent protein catabolic process. Gene Ontology annotation, molecular function: protein binding. NCBI's taxonomy places the organism in Eukaryota, Metazoa, Chordata, Actinopteri, Osmeriformes, Osmeridae.
GGCAUAUUUUGUCCGUGUAACGUUACUUUGUUUACAAAAUGGAAGACUUAAAAACUUGCACCCUCGACUACUUCCCCGAGAAUAUUUUAAUUGAUAUUUUAUCUUACUUAAGUGUACGAGAGCUUGUCCGAAGUGGAAGAGUUUGUAAGAGAUGGAAACGGCUGGUAAAAGACCAAAGACUGUGGCGAGCUGUUGAUCUUACGGCAUGGAAAGGGGUGACAUCUCGCAUGCUAUGGGUCCUCCUGCGCCAGUACCUGGGCUGUGGGUUGAGAUGCCUGCGCCUGCGCGGUUUGCUGCUGUCGGCCAGAGGUGGGGCCUUUCUCUCAGAGUCCUGGCUCAAAGCCUUGUCCGCCAGGUGCCCCCGCCUGCGCAGACUCUCCCUGUUGCAUGCUGACCUGAGAGGCCUGCGCAGUUGCCAGCUCCUACCUCCAACCCUUCAGAUCCUUGAGUUGCGUGGCUGUGAGCUACCACAAGGGUUUUUCACACAGAAUCCCCCCUGUGAACUAGACGGUUCUGAAAAGGCAUCUACUGCCCAUGCUCAGCAAAGGGGUCGGGCUGAGACUAGGAAAGGGUCUGCUUCCACGUCUGGGAUUGCCAUAGAGACGAUAGUCCUUGACAACGUACCCUCCUUCACAGACCAGCAUCUGCAGAGUCUGGCUUCAUGGGAGAAGCUUUCUCGCCUGGAGCUCCGGGACGUCUUGCGUGUCACCGCUGCAGGCCUUAGAGGCAGUGCUGCCAGGGAGACUGGCUCCACAGUGGAGGGCCUUUACAGGCUCAAGUACCUAGAGAUAGGCAACUCUGGGCGGCCAGGCUCUCAGAUGCAGAUGGCCUCUCUGGGGCUGGGGGCAGGCUGGCGGGGCCUAGAGGAACUCAGCCUAGGAGGAAGGGAAGUGGGUCCGGGGCUCCUGUGUGCCAGCCGCCUCAAGGACCUGCAGAGGCUACGCCUGAGAGGCUGCAGACUGAGUGAAAUGCAGGUGCUGCGUAGCUGCAGGACACUGAAGGAACUGCGAAGACUUGAGUUCUGUGAGGUGUUUUUUCAGGCCCGACAGAGGACAGAGGAGGGGGAGGGGGAGAGGGAGGAAGGGGGAGAGGAAGGUGGCGAGGGUGCUGGUGUUGAUAGGGGUGGUGAAAACCCCGACAAACUGGAUGAGAAUGACCCUGUACCUAGCCUACGUCGCUCCCUUGUAGCCCUCCUUCCACGGUGCGCACUUGUGUUCACCAAUUGCACUGUAACAAUAAAUUCAGACUAGGUUAUUCAUGUAUCUAUGAGGAAAAGUACCCUUCUAUUACUUUAUUUUUGGAAUUAGAAUACAAAUACUCCUCUUAUUCGAAUUAAGAUCUAAUCUCCACGCUCUAAUGCUCGACAUUCUGUCAUAUAGAGAGUUAAACAUUGUGUCUGUUUUAGUUCAUUCACUUGAAAUCAUAACCAAGUAUUUUAGUGUGGAGGCUGUGCUUAAAUCUAUCAUGUAUACAUGUGUUUUUUUUUUUACACAUUGGUCAUUACUCAAAUAUGUUGUUUAGGGGACUGAGCUACUAUCUGUCUUAAGAAGAAAAAGAAUUCAUUUUCAAUGGACUGAAGUCCUCAAAGCUUUAUUCUGCUACUUUCAGAAGAAUAGAUCUGUGAUAGAACCUUUUUCUAUUGCAAAUUUGAUUAAACCAUUAUCAAUAAACCAUU